AUAAUUGGUCUCACUCUCUACGCGUCCACAUUUCCUCACCUACAUUACUCUCUCUCUCUUUCUGUAUCUCACUCACAUAAUAGAUUAAAACCAGCCAGGUAGCAGACCAGACUUGGCUUGCUAGGGAAUCAAAAUCAAAGACUUUUUUUCCUUUGUUGGUUUGCUCUCUAUAUAUUUGUUAAAAAAAAUUAAUAAAGACCCGCUUAUUAUUUAUUUUUUUAUUUUUUCAAUUGGGUUUCUCUUUAUUUUUGGUUUUGGUGGCUUUUUCUAUACGUUGGAUUUGGGUUUCUCCUUGUCUGAUGGGUGUUGAACCUAGUGGUGAGGACGGCAAAGUUAGAUCUUUUGGCUGAGUUGGGUCAAGCAGACUCGGUUUCAGAUCGAUUUCUCAGUUGGGUUUUCUGGAUUUGUGUAGCAUUUGUUGAAGUGUGUGAGAUUUAGCCGUGCUUUUGUGGUGAGUUUGAUCAGUGAUGGACACAAGGGGUAGGCUUGUUGCUGGGUCUCACAAUAGGAAUGAGUUCGUUCUGAUCAAUGCAGAUGAGAAUGGAAAGAUAAAGUCUGUGAAAGAAUUGAGUGGGCAAAUAUGUCAGAUUUGUGGGGAUGAAGUGGAGCUUACGGUGGAUGGAGAGCUCUUUGUUGCCUGCAACGAAUGUGCUUUCCCUGUGUGCAGGCUUUGCUAUGAAUAUGAGAGAAGAGAGGGCAAUCAGGCUUGUCCUCAGUGUAAAACCAGAUACAAGCGCCUCAAAGGAAGUCCUAGAGUUGAAGGUGACGAGGAAGAAGAUGACAUUGAUGAUUUGGACAAUGAGUUUGAUUAUGGAAACCUUGAUGGUCUUGGGCCUCAGGAAGCUGCGGAGGCAAUGCAUUCUGCACGCCUUAACACUGGCCGUGGUUAUCACUCUAAUGCGUCUGGAAUCCCCACAUUCUCAGAACGUGAGACAUCUCCCCUUAGUCCUGAUAUCCCUCUGUUGACCUAUGGCGAGGAGGAUUAUGAGAUUUCUUCUGAUCAGCAUGCUCUUAUUGUACCUCCAUUUAUGGGUCAUGGAAACAGAAUCCAUCCAAUGCCCGUUCCUGAUCCAUCUAUACCAUUGCAACCAAGACCAAUGGUUCCUAAGAAAGAUAUUGCAGUAUAUGGGUAUGGGAGUGUGGCUUGGAAGGAUCGGAUGGAGGACUGGAAGAAAAGGCAAAAUGAUAGACUUCAGGUUGUACAGCACCAAGGAGACAAUGAUGGGGGAAACUUUGGUGGAAAUGAACUAGAUGAUGAUCCUGAUUUGCCCAUGAUGGAUGAAGGCAGGCAGCCACUUUCAAGGAAGUUACCCAUUCCUUCAAGCAAAAUAAAUCCAUACCGACUGAUUAUAAUAAUUCGUCUUGUUAUCCUUGGGUUGUUUUUUCAUUAUAGACUUCUCCAUCCAGUUAAUAGUGCAUAUGGCUUGUGGUUGACAUCAGUUAUAUGCGAAAUAUGGUUUGCUGUAUCAUGGAUUCUUGAUCAGUUCCCAAAAUGGUACCCAAUAGAACGAGAAACAUACCUUGACCGGCUAUCACUGAGGUAUGAAAAAGAAGGGAAGCCAUCUGAGUUGGCCAGUGUAGACAUCUUUGUGAGUACAGUUGAUCCAUCAAAAGAGCCUCCUCUAAUUACUGCAAACACGGUUCUCUCCAUUCUUGCGGUUGAUUAUCCAGUAGAUAAAGUCGCUUGCUAUGUCUCGGAUGAUGGUGCUGCGAUGCUUACUUUUGAAGCACUUUCCGAGACAUCAGAAUUUGCAAGAAAAUGGGUUCCUUUCUGUAAAAAAUAUAAUAUUGAGCCAAGGGCCCCAGAAUGGUAUUUUUCACUGAAGAUAGACUAUCUGAAAAACAAAGUUCAUCCAGCAUUCGUCAGAGAAAGACGUGCAAUGAAGAGAGAAUAUGAAGAAUUUAAGGUUAAAAUAAAUGCGCUUGUAGCCACAGCACAAAAAGUUCCCGAGGAUGGCUGGACAAUGCAGGAUGGGACUCCAUGGCCUGGCAACAAUGUACGGGACCAUCCUGGCAUGAUUCAGGUUUUCCUCGGCCAUAGUGGUGUUUGUGAUGUGGAAGGAAACGAGUUACCUCGUCUGAUUUAUGUUUCUCGUGAAAAAAGACCAGGAUUUGACCAUCAUAAGAAGGCUGGAGCCAUGAAUGCCCUGGUACGGGUCUCGGCAGUUAUUUCAAAUGCUCCUUAUCUUCUGAACGUUGACUGUGAUCAUUAUAUUAACAAUAGUAAGGCACUAAGAGAGGCCAUGUGUUUCAUGAUGGACCCCCAAUCAGGGAAGAAGGUUUGCUAUGUACAGUUUCCUCAAAGAUUUGAUGGGAUUGAUCGUCAUGAUAGAUACUCAAAUCGGAACGUUGUAUUCUUUGAUAUCAACAUGAAAGGCUUAGAUGGGUUACAAGGACCCAUAUAUGUCGGAACUGGAUGUGUUUUCAGAAGGGUAGCACUUUAUGGAUUUGAUGCACCUGCCAAGAAGAAGGCCCCUAGCAAAACCUGUAACUGUUGGCCAAAAUGGUGCUGCUUGUGUUGUGGCUCUAGAAAGAAGAAUGCGAAGACAAAGAAGGAGAAAAAGAAGAAACCUAAGAACAGGGAAGCAUCAAAACAGAUACAUGCACUUGAAAAUAUUGAAGAGGGAAAAGAUGAACCAAACACUGAGAAAUUAUCCAAUAUGUCACAAAUGAAAUUGGAAAAGAAGUAUGGGCAGUCUCCAGUGUUUGUAGCCUCCACACUGUUGGAAAAUGGUGGAGUUCCUCAGCAUGUCAGUCCUGCAUCACUCUUGAAAGAAGCCAUCCAAGUCAUCAGCUGUGGUUAUGAGGAUAAAACAGAAUGGGGAAAGGAGGUUGGCUGGAUAUAUGGUUCUGUGACUGAAGAUAUAUUGACUGGAUUUAAGAUGCACUGCCAUGGCUGGCGGUCUGUGUACUGCAUUCCCAAGAGGCCAGCAUUCAAGGGGUCAGCUCCUAUCAACCUCUCAGAUCGUCUACACCAGGUUCUUCGGUGGGCCCUUGGAUCUGUUGAGAUUUUUUUGAGCAGGCAUUGUCCAAUCUGGUAUGGCUAUGGGGGUGGUUUGAAUUGGUUGGAACGGUUUUCCUAUAUAAACUCCGUUGUGUAUCCUUGGACAUCCAUUCCCUUGAUCGUUUACUGUACUCUGCCAGCCAUCUGUCUUCUCACUGGACAGUUUAUUGUUCCUGCGAUUAGCAAUUACGCGAGUCUAUUAUUCAUAGCCCUUUUCAUAUCUAUAGCUGCAACUGGUAUCCUUGAAAUGCAGUGGGGAGGAGUUGGGAUCGAUGACUGGUGGAGAAAUGAGCAGUUCUGGGUGAUUGGAGGUGUGUCAUCACAUCUUUUUGCCCUUAUCCAAGGUCUACUCAAGGUUUUGGGUGGUGUCAGCACAAACUUCACGGUUACCUCUAAAGGGGCAGAUGAUGGAGAAUUUUCCGAGCUGUACAUCUUCAAGUGGACAUCAUUGUUGAUCCCUCCCACAACUUUGUUGAUCAUAAACAUAGUUGGGGUGGUUGUUGGAAUCUCAGAUGCCAUCAAUAAUGGGUAUGAUUCUUGGGGCCCACUUUUCGGUAGGCUAUUUUUUGCCUUUUGGGUCAUUGUCCACCUUUACCCCUUCCUCAAGGGUUUACUAGGGAAACAAGAUCGGAUGCCAACCAUUAUUUUGGUCUGGUCUAUCCUGCUGGCCUCGAUCCUAACUCUUAUGUGGGUCCGAAUCAACCCAUUUGUGUCGAGAGAUGGUCCUGUGUUAGAGGUUUGUGGGUUGAAUUGUGACAAGUAGGAAACACAAAUAAAGCUUUAAUUGCUUCUCAGCCACUACAAUCUCCAGGUAUAGUUAUGGUGUUGCAGAAGAGAUAUUUGUUAUGUGGGUUGAGACUUUCAUGCAAUUGCACGAAUUUGUGGGAAUGCAAGUUUUGGUCUUGGGAUAUGUAGAUACAAAAGAGCAUGGGGCUGACACAUUAUUAUUUUGUUUUAUAGGGUUUCAUUAAUUCUUUUAUUACAUUCCAAUGAGUUCUAGGGCAAAUUCUUCAGUACCUGUAUUACAAAGAGUAUUGAAUUAUAAUUUAUUCCCUUUAAGUUGGGAUGUGUAGUUUAAAUGUCUGUGUUGUUUGUCUCAUACACUGUGGACUUCGGACUUUGUUAUGUAUCUUCUCGAUUUGGAGUUCUAAAUGUUAUGGAUUUUUUUGAUUCUAUCA
This is a messenger RNA of Quercus robur (English oak), 4182 nucleotides long. RefSeq names its product cellulose synthase A catalytic subunit 2 [UDP-forming]-like. The transcript is spliced from 14 exons. The record is from RefSeq and is a predicted model, not a curated record. Gene Ontology annotation, molecular function: cellulose synthase (UDP-forming) activity. NCBI's taxonomy places the organism in Eukaryota, Viridiplantae, Streptophyta, Magnoliopsida, Fagales, Fagaceae. Gene Ontology annotation, cellular component: plasma membrane; trans-Golgi network. Gene Ontology annotation, biological process: plant-type primary cell wall biogenesis; cellulose biosynthetic process. The coding region runs from base 468 to 3767 and encodes 1099 amino acids.